Messenger RNA from Manduca sexta (tobacco hornworm), 2013 nucleotides. Its product is annotated as prostatic acid phosphatase. NCBI's taxonomy places the organism in Eukaryota, Metazoa, Arthropoda, Insecta, Lepidoptera, Sphingidae. Gene Ontology annotation, biological process: dephosphorylation. Gene Ontology annotation, molecular function: phosphatase activity. Bases 455 to 1720 code for a protein of 421 amino acids. The record is from RefSeq and is a predicted model, not a curated record. The transcript has 9 exons.
AAUCCUGGGGAUUUGUAAUACUGUGUUCUAGAUGAUAUUUUUAUUGUCUACAGACUAGUCAAGCGCGUUGCUCACCUCGGUUAAUUUCAUAAAAGACCAUUCCCGUUUAUUACUAAUCUCCAAAUAUAAUAUCGAUAGGUAGAUCACACAACUUGUGGUUAUAACUACGCUAUUUAAUUAAACUUGUCUAAUCUUAGUUAGCGAGAGCGCCGCAAGUGUACCGCACCGCGCGAGCGACGCGAACACGCCGCGAAUAUCUUACUCGACGCCAGAUUAAUCUUCGGUUACACGUCUUACGUUGGUAUAUGUACACGGUGAUCACGUGACUGGGUUCAGAUUGUCUCCCGCUGUUGAUGGAAGAUUCGCACGCUGUGUGAGUGCCACAGGUGAUCUCUGGCCCUGCUUCACUGGGUCACUUAUGGAUCUUAUCGGCUGACUGCAUGGAUAGUGACGAAUGCGCGGCCAUAGCUGCGGGUAUAAAACUUGUAGGGGGCGAGACGGUGGCGCACAGCACUUUGCGGCCCGAUCGCCAUCCACCACUAGCUACCAUCACCGCAACAUGGCGCUCCACUCACAAGCUCUGCUGACGCUGGUGACCCUGGCGGCUCUGGUCGCAGCGGGAGCACGCGCCGACGAAGUCUUCGCCGACAACGAACUCGUUCUUGCGGUUUUGAUUCACCGACAUGGAGACCGCACGCCCCUGGACGGCAUACUAGAGUUUAGCACCGACCCGGACGCGGUGCGAGAGGCCACCGAGCCUUACGGCUACGGACAACUCACUAAUGCGGGCAGGCGGACCGCGUACCAGCUCGGCAAGUCCAUCCGCAAGCGCUACGGUGACCUCAUUUCCGCACAUUAUAACCGCUCCGAGAUUUUCAUCCGUUCGACGGACUCCACGCGCGCCAAGAUGACCGUGCUCACCGCCAUGGCGGCCGUGUACCCUGCCGGUGAUGACAACUGGAGCGACUCUCUCCCCUGGCAGCCCACGCCCUACACCAUGGUGCCUGCUAGAUACGACCCCAACCUUGCCUCGAUAAACUGCCCCACGCUUAUAAAUGCCUCCUCAGGCAAAACCUACGCGACCUCACCUGCGAUGGAGCGCUACACAGACGUGCUGAACCAGUGGUCGGAGCUGAUCGCUUUCAACAUCACCGCCACGCCGUCGCUCGCCUAUUCCAUUUACGACAUUUACAAAAGUCAGAUCAGCCUCGGCGUGCCCCUGCCCGAUGAGUUGCAGGCGCUGAUGCCGGAAAUUGAGGAAAUCGCUGGCAUAGCCCUAGACAUCUCAAUGGGUGAUGACGACCAUGCGUUGCUAGCAGCCGGUGUGUACAUGAACGACGUCGUCACGGCGAUGACCUCGGCAGCUAGCGGCGACGUGUCGCAACCCCUGCGCAUCUACUCCGCGCACGACGCUAACGUGUUCGUCGUAAUGGCAGCGUCGCGCGUCACUCCGCGCCAGGUCGCACCAGCAUACUGUUCUUCAUUCACGCUGGAACUGCGCAAGCGCACUGAUACUGGUGCCUACGUCGUGCUGCCGGUGUACCAGGCCUCGCCGGACGCCGAGCCGGUGCACCUGCAGGUGGAGGGGUGUAGCGCGCUGCUGUGUCCGCUCGACGAGUUUGUCUCCAUCACGAAGCCCUUCGUGCUGGACGAGGACACGUGGCGCGAGAAUUGUGCCUACACCGAUGACCUGGACAUCGAUGAAUCCAUGUUCGAUUAAGCCCUGAAUGACAACACACUUAUAUAUUAUCUUAUAAUAAAUCGGAUGAAUAGAAGUCACAAGGUUAUAAGUAGUAUUUAAUUGAUAACAUACAAAUAAAAUAAAAACAUAAAAUUUAAUAAUCUAUAGCUCCAUGGUUAAAUCAGUAUUUGAUAAGAUUAUAAUAGUAAUGUGAUUCAUAUUGUGUAUAAUAUUCUCAAUUGAAGUUUAGAUUCUUCAUCCCGUGAUUUCUACUCUUUCAUUGCACGUAUGUUGUGUACGAUAUUAUGUUAAUAUAGUAAGUGUACUUCCUA